AACUGAUUUCUGCGUGACACACCAGCCCACAUCUCGCUCUGAUCCGCACACCCCCUGGGUUGUUUUGCAGUAGCGGUCUCAGCCCUUUUCUCGUCUCAUUCCCAAAUCGUAAUGUCAGUUCACAGCUUUUUAUCUAUAAUAGCUUUAUCAACUCUUUUUCCGAUGGUCUGCACCAGAUCUCUUAAAAUAUAAAAUUACCUUGCAAGGUAUUGUUUGGAAUACACGGUAUUUUCGUGAAGACAACUAUUAACAGAAAAACCAGAGUCCAGAACUAUGGCUCUCCAUUUCUGGUAUACUGGUUUGCAGAAGGCUUGUAUUAAAAUUUCAUAAAUGAUUGUUUUGCUGUUAAGUGCAACAACAUCACAGUAGAGCUACAUAAAGAUUGAAAGGAGAUAUUUUAUCAAGUGGCACCAGAAUGGACUGAUUAAAAUAGAAUGGCCUAAUUUGAAAGAAUUUCAGGAUCACCGGUUUCUCCUGCUUCAUGUUUACUCAAACUCCUAGUAGUAAAGUGGUAAAUUCAGCAUAUAUGAUUUACAUUAUACCUGCUAAGAGAUUCCCAGUUGGAAUGCAAGGGGCUGCUGUACCAGGCGAUGGGGGACAGGCCUUCAGUAUUUGGCAUCACCUUUACAUGGAGCACAAAGAUGAUGAUGAUGAUGAUGUGUCUUUUGCCAAAUGGAUGAGCAGCUUCUGGGGCCACAGCUGGAGAGAGGAGGAUCAGAGAGGACUCCGGGAACGCCACCGACCCCAAGUCACCAGUCACAGGAAAACCUCCCUGCCCUGCCCACUUCCUGUGCUUCCCAGAAUUCCAUCAUCUGACCGCCAUCCUAGAAGGCAUUCUCAUGAGGACCAGGAAUUCCGAUGCCGAUCAUCUGACCGUCUUCCUAGAAGGCAUUCUCAUGAGGACGAAGAAUUUCGAUGCCGUAGCCACGUGCGUGAUUACAGAAAAUACUCAGAGGAUGGGUCAUUCAAGGAGCCACUGGAAUCAAAAGGAAGAUCCCAUUCCAAAAUUGAGAAAUUUUCAGAGUCCUUUGAACAGCAACUGUGCUUUAGAACCAAACGUUCUGCCUCUUUGGGACCUCAAAGCAGAAAGGAGAGAAAUGAAAGAGAAUGCCUGAGGAUGGAGAUAAAAUCCCGAAAGAAAGUAGAGGAAGAAAGGAGCUCUAGGAAAGAAGAACAUGGAGAAGCACACAUGGCUCCCCUGUUUGAAAAAGGGCCUGAAUAAUACUCUGCUUCCGCCUCAUGACAUCAGAUGCUACUGUUUUGGUUUUUUUCUUUGAGCCCUAAUUCACCAUUUCAGGAUGUGGAUGGGGGCGGGGCUGGGGGUAAAAACAGCUAUAAAAAGCAACUGCAGAUGCUGAGUGACUGCAGUGGGCAGGGUAUGUAGCUGCUCCAAGAUGACUUGCAUCAUACCCCAAUUACUGCUGGCAUCUUAGUUGAGAGUAUAAUCUGCUUGGUUGCCUUUUUAUGGGAAUAAAGAGAAUAAAAGGUAUUUUAAUAGAAUAAAGAAAAAUUUGAAAAUGUAAUGGAAGGUAUUUAAAGAGCCACCCACAUAGCUUCACCAACCCUUCUUACACAUCAACUCAUAAAUCAUCUUAAAUAAAAGUCAUUGGUAUGA
Molecule: messenger RNA, 1615 nt
Organism: Symphalangus syndactylus (siamang)
Lineage: Eukaryota; Metazoa; Chordata; Mammalia; Primates; Hylobatidae
Gene: LNP1
Product: leukemia NUP98 fusion partner 1
Source: RefSeq, a predicted model, not a curated record